Messenger RNA from Talaromyces proteolyticus, 1563 nucleotides. RefSeq lists its product as uncharacterized. The transcript has 4 exons. Lineage: Eukaryota; Fungi; Ascomycota; Eurotiomycetes; Eurotiales; Trichocomaceae. The coding region runs from base 1 to 1563 and encodes 520 amino acids. The record is from RefSeq and is a predicted model, not a curated record.
AUGGCAGCCUCAACCCAGCCGGACCGUCUGCUUGCCCAUGCUCUUCAAGAGCGUGCAAUCAAGUUCAACCAGGCGAGCAUUGCGGCGGAUUUCAAUCUCGAGACAGAAAAUGGCAGAAGGAAUGCUCAAUGGGCAGCCGACCAUGUCACUUCCCCGACAUUGCUUUCGAAAGAAGAAUUGGCUUUACUUAACAGCCUAGAAAAGUCGGGGGCUUCUCAAGCAUUUCUUCGUCACCCUGCGUUGACAUCAACACGACCUUUAGACGAAGAUGCAAUCCGCGCAGCAACCGCUAAUUUAAAGUCAUCCACAGCAACCUAUUUGGAACAUACAGCGGUCUUGAAAUCCCAACAUGCCACCUUGGAAAAACUGCAGUCGGGGAGACGAGAAGCCGAUCGAGAGUAUGACCGAUAUAUAAAUGACCUGACUCGGCGACAUCUGCUAGAGAAGCAGAGGAAAAAAGCAAUGUCUGAGGAUUUGAUAAAAGAUUUCGAGAGUAGAAUAUCCCUGCAGCAACAGCAGAUCCAAGUCGAGAAACGACAGCUACUGCAGACAGUCACGACAAAACUAAGAAAUGACGAUCGGGUUCUCGUUCAAGUUGAGCGUUUUGCCGCCGAGCUCGAGAUGACAGAAGAGGAUGAAAAUACAGAAAAACGAGUAAUGCACCUGACCUUGACAUUGUCGAAGCUGAUCUCGGAAGAAAUCCAAUGUCGGCUAGAUCGACUGUAUCUUGACUCGCUUAUUAGAAGUGACGAGAACACUAAACAGGAGACGGAUCUGGAUGAUAGGAUCUCUAUGUUAGAAGAGGAUUUAGACUCGCUCUAUUUGGAGGUAGAAGCCCUGGCUGAAAUGUCUGCAAGGCAAGAGUUCGGCCAGCGAAUACGUGACGAACUUCAGAAGAGCAAGCAAAAUCUUGACCACUCAUCAGAAGAGUGUCUCGAAAUGAUUUCCCGACUACUCUCUGAAAUGACGGAAUCCACGAACCAGGUUACUGAUAGACUGUUGCAUUAUCAGUCAUACCGCGAAGCUUUGACGUUAUUGGCUUCCCUUUAUAUGAAUGAGAAUGCCCGAAACGAGACUGUGAACAGCAAAGAUAAGAGAUCUCACCGACGACAGUCCUCUAUUAAAUCUAUUUCAGGGCAGUUAACGACAUCCCAAAAGCCACAGUCACAAGCUCUGGACAACAUACUACGCCGCCUAGGUAUCUCAGGGAUGGAGCAGGGUCCACUAAAUCAAUGUGAUUCAGCAGGUCUGAUUUCUGAAAGUCGGAUUCGAAUGGUGGAGCUGCUCAAUAACUUGAACACAUCUACAGAAAUGCCACUCACAGAAGAGCUAGGAUCUACUGACAAAGCCAAGGAGCUUUUCGCCUUUUCUCUACAAAGAGACUCGCAAUUCCGGAUAUCUCUAUCUGACCAGUUCCAGAAAGAGCGUCUUACAGAUCUGGAAAGGCGGCUGACGAUAAUCCAGAAAGGAAUCGAAGGAAUAAAUCUUGGAACUCUCGUGGAACAAACCGAAAUGCGUGAAAGACAAUUGAAAGGCAAUAAAGAUGUUAAACCAGAGAUUUGA